This is a messenger RNA of Rhopilema esculentum, 14163 nucleotides long. RefSeq lists its product as uncharacterized. NCBI's taxonomy places the organism in Eukaryota, Metazoa, Cnidaria, Scyphozoa, Rhizostomeae, Rhizostomatidae. The record is from RefSeq and is a predicted model, not a curated record.
AUGGAAGCAGCAAUGAAUCUUAUGAUUGAGAAACUGAACUCAGCCGAGGUACAAAUGAAUGAGUCAAUGCGAGAGAAGGAUAGUCUUGAAGAGAAACUGAAGCAUGUUUUGGAGGAGAAAGUGACACUGGCUAAUCAGAAGUCUACGAUUGAAGUAGCUUUGGAAGAAUUUGUGAAGUCAACUGAGUCAAGGAAAAAGAGGAGCGGCAGAUCGAGUGCCGAUGACUCUGAGGGAACACGUUUGACACCAAGUGAAGGCUGCUCUGGGUACAACACGCCUAUAUCGAAAGAAGGAUCGCCCCGAAAUAGUGGACUUUUUGAGAACAUCCAACCCGUAACACAAGCUGCUGCAGUUGGCAAUUUCUUUGAAGGGAAAGCUAUCAGCGAGAUUUUCAAAUUAGUUGAAGAAGAAAGAAAGUGCCUGGAGGCUAAUCUAUCUUCUGUGACGAAGGAGAGGGAUGCUUUGUCUGUUAGAACUGGGGAGCUCGAAGAUUAUCUUGAUCUAGAGAGGCAGAAAUUCAAACAGGCCAGUGACGAAAUAGCUCAAUUCCACCUUCAAAGCCAGCAGGCUGAGGAUGUAUUCCGUGACCAGGUUUACAGCUUACAGGAUGAGAUUUCAAGGGUCAGGCACUUUAACGAAGAUCUAGAAAAGAAAGUCGAGGAAGAUGCAGAAUCGAUUGAUGGCUAUAAACAGAUGAUCGAGAAACUUGAGCACGAGUUGCGUGAAGUGGAAGAUCGGCUUGCUGACAAAAAUCUUGAGCUGUCCAGGGUUAAUGAAAGCUGUGAACAAAUUCAAGCGGAACUAGGAAGUAGGGAAGAGCAGUUUGAGAAGAUUACAAAGCAAAAUAAGUUAAUGAAGCAGAAGCUUAAGGAGCUGCUAAAAGAAAAUGCAGAGAAGGAAAAACUGAUGAAUGAGAAAGAUGUGCGUAUUGAUGAGCUAUCAGGAUUAUCAGAGAAGCUUGAUAAGUCUUUAGCUGAUAUUGAGAUGUUUGAAGCAGAGAUCAAAGAUAAAGAUUCAAGAAUUGCAACACUUGAAGAAGAAAGCUUAGCAAAAUCUUCUGAAGCGAAAAUUUUAGCAGAGAGGAUAUUAGAGCUGGAAGAAGAUUCUAGUCAGUUGCGAGAAAUGAGUACUAAUGAGCUAUGUGCGGUCAAUGAGAAGACAGCUUAUUUGGAACGCAGCUUCAGAGAGGUUGAAGAUACAAGAAAUGUAUUAAAAGAAGAAGUUGAGGCCAAAUCACGUGAGAUUGAUGAUUUGAAUAGUAUCUGCUCAGUGCAGAGAGAAGAACUAUGCAGUUUGAAGGAUAUGAUACAACGCAAAGAUGAAGAGUUGGCAGUUACAAAAAUAAACGUUAGCAAUCAGGAGCAGACGAUUGGUGAAUUUUCAAUGAAGCUUGAAGCUGCAAAUUCUUCUCUGCAAGAAAAAGAGGGUAAACUUGUUGCUCUUGAAGGUGAAAUUGGAGAUGUGAAGAAUAAUAUGGCUAUAGCUGAUAGUGAGCUUGAAUCACAGAAAGUUCAGAACACGCGACAGAUCGAGUAUAUUUCGAAGCUAGAGGAAGAUUUGUCGGAGGUGAAUGCAGAACUGGCAAAGGUACAAGUUGAGUUGUCAGAAUCAAAAGUAGAAAAUGAGUCGUCUUCUGUCAAUUGUAGUCAGCUACAAGAUGAGCUUCGGCUGCUGAAAGAAAGCGUUGCAGAAAGUGAAACGAAAGUUGCAAAAGAAAGAGAGGACUGGCAAUCAAAGGAAGAACAGUCUAAGGAAGAUCUAGACGCAAAACAUAGAGAAAUUGAAAAGUUACAGCUUGAAAAGGACGAUUUUGAGGCAAAACUUCAAGGAAUGGAAGAAAUGGCAGUACAACAAGAUGCUGGAUUGAAAGAAAUUGUAGACGGAAAGAAUAAAGAGCUUGAACUGCUUAGAGAUGAAAGCCGAAUGCUAAGUCAAGAACUAGCAGAUUCUCAAAGAAGUGUAGUUGACCAUAAAGAAAGAUUGACUGUAGCUGAAUCAAGUUUAGAAGAAAGUAAGUCGAGGUUUCAUGAAACGGAGAAGAAUCUGAAUGAAAUCAUCUUAAACAAGGACUCUGAUAUUUCUAAAAUGGCAGUAGAGAUUGAAGAAUUGAAUGCCAAGUGCAAGGAUAGAAUAUCAUUGCUUGAACAAGCACAGAAAACGCUAGAUGAUCUUCGGGUUACUUUAAAAGAGACUAAAGAAACGAAAGAAUCGAAAGUCGAUGAGCUCGAGAAAGCAAGAAAGCAUCAUUCAUCACUAGAAACUCGUAUUUUCGAACUGGAGAAAGAGAACUUACGGCUUCAAGAUAAUGUUGAAGGUAAGGAAAGAGAGUUAGAGUCAGUUUGUAACAAACUAGCUAUGCAAUCUGAGAUGAUGGAUUUACGGGUGAAAGAAUUAGAAGAAGAGAGGCAAACUUAUGAAGACCAAUUGAAGGCUAUGCAAGCAGGUCAGAGUGAGGGUGAAUCUCAGAUUGUUGAUCUUAUGAACAAGAUUCACGAGAUUACGCAAGAAAAGGAUGAAUCUUUCAAGUCCAUUAUGGGGUUAAAUAAUGAGAUCGAGACUCUAAACAAGCGCAUUUUGGAUUCAGAAGAUGAGAUAGCUAAUCUCAAAAAAUGCGUUCAGGAUUCAGAAAACGAAAUUCAGAGCCAUGUUGUCGAGAAGCAGAAUCUUUCUGAUGAAAAUUCUGCCUUAAAAUUGGAGGUGAUUCGUUUGGAAUCUCAAUUAGAGGCUAGCGGGGAAAUGUUAAACAAGAAGUUUAUUGAGUUGGAGACAGCAAAUGAGAAACUCCAUUCCUUUGAAACUGAAGUCGCGAAACUUUUGAAGGAUAAAGAAGAGUUGAGAUUUUCUUUGGAAACUUCAGAAAAACAUAUAGCACAACUACUUGAGCAGGAAGAAAAAUUGAAAACCGCAUUUGAAGAAGAUAUGGACUCAACAAAGGCUUCAAUUUCUUCGGUCACUAAUGACUUACAAAUGGCUAAAGAAAGAGAAGAAUCCUUGAAUCAAACAAUCUCACAGCUAGACAAAGAACAAGAUCUUCUAAAGUCUAACCUUGAAGAGAGGGAGCUAUAUUGCAGGUCUCUGGACAAACAAAUUGAGGAUCUGAAAAUUCAGAUCGAGAAGGCAGACCAGGAGUUUGAAGCUGAACGAGAUAUUUUUGCUGGUAAAAUCUCAGAGCUUGGCUCUUACGAACAGAAAAGGGAAGAACAAGAGAGCCUUUAUCUUAGUGAAAUCGAAAGAUUGAAAGCAGAAGUAAGUGAAAUGAAAGAGUUGUUAAUAAAAAGGAAUGAAGAAGUUGAAAAUGUCAACCAAGAGAUACAAUUACGCAGCAAUGAUGUUGGCACAUUGAGACAGACUGUUGAUGAGAAGAAUAAGGCGUUUGAAGAAUACAAAUUAAAGGUUGCAAAGAAACUGAAAUCUAUGAAGGAUGAAAUGAAGAAGUUAAAUUCGAUUGUUGAUGGAUUAAAAGUCAAAGAGGGAAGAUUGUUAGAACUAGAAUCUUCGAUGGGAGAAUUGCAAGGUGAAAAGCAAGGUCUUAUUUCACAAAUUGAAGCAUACCGACAUAAGAUUAUGGAAUCUGAAAGCCUCAAUGUAAGCAGAGAAGAGAAUUUAAGGAAUUUCGAGACUGAAAUGGCUAGGUAUCACCGGCUGCUUCAGGAUAAAGAUGAAGAAGUUUUAGCAGCUAAAGACAUGAUGAAAGUUUCGAUGGAGGAGCUGCAAAAUAUACAGGAAGAAGUUAGAAAGAAAGAGGAAAAGAUUAGGCUUUUGCAAGAGCAGUUGAUUGCAAACGAGGAGGAUCUUAGUGCGUCAUUUACAGAAAAACAGAAUGAGAUCGAUGAUAUGAAAGAUAGACUGCAGAAAAUGGGAGCUGUAGUGGAGGAGAAGGAUAGCAGUAUUGUUGAACUGUCAGGCGUCAGGAAUUCAUUGGAAGAAAAGUUGGCUACCUUAGAGAACGAAAACCUGAAAGCAGUCGAAAAUUUGGAAGUUGUAAGUAAGAGUAAGGAAGAAUUAGCUGCAGAAAAUCGUUAUCUCAUAGAUCAAACCGAAAUACUGAAAAAUGAGGUAGCAGAGAUCGAUAAAGCCAGACAGGAUCUUGCCAAAGAGGUUCUUAAGCUCAAAGAAGAUUUAUCAGCAACAGCUGAAAAAUAUUCUGAAGAUGCAACCGUUCAUGAGCGAUAUCAGACGUUGGUUGCCGAAAAAGAGGAUCUGCAAAAACGUCUGGAGGAACUUCACGAGGAAUACGAGUCUACACUAUUAGCAAACAAGGAGAAGAUGGCAGAAAUCGAGAUUUUGACUGAGCAGCUGGAGAGGAAGGGAGAAGAAGUCGAGAGCUUAAAGUUACAAGCAAGAACUAAUGUUUCAGAGGAUGAAAUUGUUAGACCUUACCAAGAGCAAAUUUUGUCUCUUCAAGCAGAGGCAGAUAAGAGGAAAAAAGCAGUUGAAGAAUAUAAAUCAAAAGCAUCUAAAAAAAUUAAGAGCUUGAAAGAAGAAAAUGCUUCUCUUCAAUCAACAAUCGAGGAGGUUAAAAAGAGGCUUGAGGAGCAGCACCAAAAUGCAAAUGAGUCAUUAUCUGCCCUAGAGCAGGAAAAAGAGUUGCUCAAUCAACGAUUAGUCGAAUUACAAAAUGAAUUGGAUCAAAAAAGUGAAACACUUGAAACUUCAGUUUCUAAAGUAGAGGAAUUUCACAACUUGGCUGAGAUGAAAGGAAACGAGGCGGAAGAAAUUAGAUUCGAGGCUGCAAAACUAAAGCAGAGACUGAAUGAUAAAGAAGAAGAGAUUCUUGCUGUAAAGGAGAUGAUGCACUCAUCUAUGAAUGAAAUGCAACUGCUUCAAGAAGAUAUCAAGGAAAAGGAGAAUAUUAUUUUGUCACUUGAGACCAAAUCACAAAGCAUCGAGGAUAGUUUGAAUUCCAGUAUAUCUUGUUUGAAUGAAGAGCUGAUCUCACUAAAAGAACAACAUGACCUCAAGAUCAAGCAGAGUGGGGAGUUUGAAGAAAAGUUGGCUGAAUCCAGUGAGCAGCUAGGUACCCUCCAAAAUAUGCUUGACACAACAAACUUGGAGUACAAUCGUUUGAAAGAAGAAUUCGAAAAGAGAAACAACGAAUCUUCAGCUGCAGGAGGAAAAGAUUCUAUUCUGCUGGAAAAAGAAUCCGAGGCAAUCAAACUGAAGCUUGCAAAAGCAAUUAAAAAGCUAGGGACAAUGAAGAAGGAUCUGCAAGCGAAAGACGAAUUGGCACGUGCUUUGGAAGAACAGGUGUCAGUUUUGAAAUCAUCCACCCAAAACCAAGAGAAAGAGCUGCAGGAGAGUACAGAGAAUAUCAAAAGACUGGUUGAUGAGAUAGGGAUAAAGAACAAAACGAUCAAAGCUCUUGAAGGGGAGAUUCUUUCACUACAAGGUUCUCAAAGAUCCGAAGUCAGUGAAGUGAUUGUUCCUGCUAGUGAAGUGGCGGUCUAUGCGGAUAACGUUGAUGGCUGGGGUGAAAUUGAUAGCUUCAAUAUGGGGCAGUCUGUGACAGGAGAGGUGCAACCAGUGGCAGAGACUGUAGAUGUUGUGGAGGAGCAGCUACAAGGGACUAGUCCAGAGGAUUCUGCCAAUCAGAAUUUGAUCUUGCAGCUCAAGGCGGAGAAGGAAGAUGUUAGCAAAAGUUUUAAGAAGGCAAGUGAUCAGCUUGAAAAGGCAAAGAAAAGGAUAGCAGCUUUGAAGAAAGCAGAAAUGAAGACAGAAAAGGAGAACGGAGAGCUUAAAGUAGCCAUCGCUGAAGAAAAGAAAACAAGAGAGGUAGAAAUGUCUGAAUGGCAAACGAAGGUUGAUGAGCUCAGUAAGAAAUGCUCUGAAAAAGAAACCAAUGUUUUUCAACUUGAAAAACAGAUGCAUUCGUUGAAAAGUGAAGUGAAUGAACUGAAUAAACUGAAGGGGAGAUUAGAGGGAAAGAACGAGGAUUUAAAGAAACUUGUAGAAGCAAUGGCUGAGGAAAAACAUGAACUCGAUGAUGAAAUGAAAGACAUGUUAGCUGAGAUCAAAGAUGUUAUGGACAUCAAAGGUAAGCUGUUGAAGGAUUUAGAAGAUACUAAACAGAAUCUCGUGAGCUGUGAAGAUGAGAUAAAGAAAAUGAAAAAUUUACUAGAAUCUAAAGAAGCAGAACUUGUUGCAAGUGAAUGGAAGAUUCAGGAAUUGAAGUCAUUGGAGGAAGAGUUGGUUGACUUGAGGGAGAAGAAUCAAGUGCUGAAUAAAGAUGUUUCUUCAAAGUCAGUUAAAAUUGGUGAACUUGAGGAGAGCCUUAUAAUAAAGGAAAAUGAACAAAGUGCAUUGAUGGCAGAGAUUGCUGGUGCUAAAGAGAGACAGGCCCAAGAUCAAGGUAAGAUUUCUGAAAUGCUUCAGGAGAUCUCAACGAAAGAGAAGAUCAUUGAGAGCCAGCCAAACUGUGAAGCAUAUGAAGAGCAGUUGGCAAGUUUAAAGGAUGAUCUGGAUGCCAAAGAUGCAGAAAUAGUUAAGCUGAAUGUUUCAAUUGAAAAGUUUGAAGAACAGGAUAGGUAUCAAGAGUCAUUGAAAGAGAGGCUAGAAGAAGAACAUCAGAAGUCUCUUCGAUGUGAAGAAGAACAGCGAUUGGCAAUGGAAGAAUUGCAAGCAGAGUUGACUUUUGCAAAAGAAGAGCUAGACAGGGCGUCAAAAGGAUCGGAAAACCUUGAAAAGCUAAUGCACAGGGAUAGAAUGUUGGAAGAGGAGAUAUCACAACAUAAAGUAUUGAUAUCUGAGUUGAAUGAUGAGAUUGGACGGAAAGAUCAAGAGAUGGACGAGAUUAAGAGCAGAGUUAAAAAGCUGUUGGAAACAGAAGUGGAGCUAAAGAGGGCAUUAGAUGACCAAGAGUCGACUAGAAGGUUCUUAGAAAGUGAAAUUGAAUCACUAAAGAAUAAGCAGGAAGAGAGUUUUAAAGAAUCUGAUAAUGAGAAAAGCCUCCUUAGUACAGAGCUUGAAGAGCUUAAGUUAAACAGCUCUCAAAUGGAGACAUCUCUAAACGAAGAGGUAAAGUUGCUGCGAGAGAGGUUAGAAAAAGAGCACGAGGCUGUAAAUGAAAUGUCAAAACUUGAGCAAGAGAAAUUGGUUAAAUCUGUUGAAGAAUCUCAAAAUGUCGAAGAGCUGAAAACUAAGCUUCAGGAAUUGAAUGAGAGUCUAGAGAGCAAAAAUACUGUUAUUGGCAAGUUGAAGCUGAAGCUAAGGAAUACUAUGAAGGAUCGGGAUGUGAUGAAAGGUAAUCUUCAGUCUGAAGUAGAGAGAGUAAGUCAAGAAAAAGAUGUUAUUUUCAACGAGUUCCAAACGAAUACACAACAGCUAGAGAGAGAAAUUUCACAGCUCAAAUCUCGCAUUGUUGAGCUAGAAUCGGAGAAUGCUAGCUUAGAGAAAGAAUUAAAGAUCAAGACGAAAAAGAUUGAAGAGAGUGAAGACGAAGGAAAGAUUGCUCUUAAGGAGCUCACUGAAUUGCGAAAACGUGCAGAGUCAAGCUCUAUUGAGGUGUCAACACUUGAAAAUAAAGUUGCAUGUCUUGAAAAGGAAUUGGAAACAAAAGAAGAAAUAAUUGAGAAGUAUGAAUGGGAGGCUUCAGAAAAAGAGGAUAGGGUUCGAGAUUUGGAAAGAGAAGCACGGUUUUUCCAAGAUCGCAAAGAUGAAUGGGAAGAGCUUAAGAGAACCUAUGAAGAAACAAUCGAAGUGAAGGAGAAGAUCAUGGAAGGACUUCAGAAAGAGAUUGAAAAUAUUCAGGCAAAAAGAUUUCAAGAUUCAAACUUAAGGGAGGAAGAAGUUAGUUCUUGGAAAGAGAAGAAUAAUGAUUUGGAAGAAAAGUUGAAGUCGUUUGAAGAUCAGCUGAAAAUGGCCAACGAUGAGCUGCAAAUCGCUAGAGAUUCACUCGCCCCUUUGGAACACAUGCCGCUUCAAAUCUGUUCUGUUCUUGGCGUUGAUUUUGAUGCAGAAAAAGAAGUUGAUGUUUAUGAAAUUGUGUCAAACUUUAAAGGAAGCCAAGAGACGUUCUUAAAGUCGAGAGAUUCAAGAAUAGCAGGUUUAGAAGAAGAGCUUGAUAAGGUAAAUUGUAUGAAAAAUGACAUGGAAGAAAGUUUUGGUAGAUUUAAAGAAGAGCAAAAGCUAGAGCUGGAUAAAUUCCUGCGGGAAAUAGGUAAAGAUGAGCUUGUGUCUCAAGAGAUGUCCCUGUCAAGUAUUUUAGCCUUUGUAAAAUCGGAGAGAGACACCGGCAUGAAAGAGAAUCACGUGUUAAGCACUAAUGAAACAAAAUUGAAAGAUUUGAAUGCUGAAUUGGAGAUUAAAUUAAACAACGAAAGAAAGUCGUUUGAGGAGUUCAAGGCGAUGAAUUAUGAAGAGAUGACGUCAUCACUGCACGAGCAAGUUAAAGAGACAGAAAGACAGCAACUUGAAGCCGAAGAGAAAAUUGCGAAUUUUGAAAAUGAGGUGUUCGAGUUAGCUCAAGAAGUGAAGUCUAAGAAUCAAAUUGUUGAUGAUUUAAGUAGAGAAAAGGAGAAUUUAGAGAUGAAAUACACAGAAAUUCAGACAUCAUUCGACUUAUUAACGCUUGAAGCGCAAGGUUUGCGAGCAGAGAAAGAGAAUCUUGAGAGCAUGCUGCAAUCGAUGACCCACGAAACAGAAGCAUUAAAGUCCUCUACGUUACCUGAAAUGCAGGCACAUCUGGCGGCGAAAAAUAACGCAAUGCUUGAGCUGAGAGAGAACUUCAGCGAGAUUAUGUCAGAAAAAGAUUCAAUCAUAUCGACCCUGCGUAUUAGAAUUAACGAACUGCAGCAGAGCGCUUCUGAUGGAAAUGUGAGAAGUGUUGACGAGAUCGAUUCACUGAAAUCAGAAUUGGCUGAGAAAGAUAACCAGAUUAAUAAACAAAACGACGAGAUUGCCAAGCUAACAAAGAUGCGAGAUUGGCUGCAGAUGGAGCUGAACCAAACUAUCACAGAGAAAAAUAAUAUUGGAGGCUCUAUACAGAAUCAAUUUGAAGACAUCAGCAAGGGUCUAAGAGGUGAUAUCGAGAUGUUUAUGCAAGAGAGAAAGGAUUUUGAGACGGAGUUUCAAGUAGAAAGACUGCAACUGGAAAGAAAUAUAGCAGAACAGCAGCAAAGGAUUAAGGCUUUGGAAUCAAAUAUUGAGUCGAAAGAUAAGGAGAUUCUGGAAUUGAAUUUUGUUGUAAGAGAAUUGAGAAGAAGAGUUGAAGAUGCAGCUGAUAUAUUGAGCAAAGAGAGUUAUUAUGAGCAACUUGAAGAACGGGUCGAGGAGUCCUAUGGAAAGGUUAGCGAGGCCAGUGCUAGCGUAAGGGAAGCGAUGGACAGGGUUAGGGAGGAGCAGUCCAAAGUUCAAAAUCUGGAGAUGAAGCUGGAUUCGUUGAACAGGGAACGGGGAGAAUUGGUGUUGAUUUAUGAAGGGAAAUUGAAGAAAAUCCAAAAUGACCAUGCUAUGGUUUGCCAGUCACUUAAAUCCGAGUUGGAAGAAGCAGCGCAAGAAAAGCGAAAUGAAAUCGCAAAUCUUGUCGAUAAGAUCGAGGAGUUGCAUAGGAGUAAUCAGUUUGCAGAGGAAGAUCGCGAGAAAAGGUUUGCGGAAGAAAGAAAUGAUCUUGAGCAGCGACUUGACUCGUUGAGCAACGAAUUGAAGAUUCUUGAACAGCAAAAAGAGGACUCUAGAGAGCAGCUAGUGAGUCAAAUGUUGAUAAGUGCAGAUGAGAAAGUGGUUAAACUUCGUGAUGAAUAUGAGGAUAUUUUGUCUGAGAAGAACGAUAGGCUUCAUGAGUUGACGACGAAGAUCGAAAAUUAUGAAAGGAAGGUUGCAUCCUUAACAGAAUCAAACACAACUCUGUCAAAAAGUCUCUUUGUCCUUGAAGUUCAAAACAAAAAUCUGGGGAAAGAGUUUUCAAUCUUGAAUAGUCAAUAUCUCGAAAGCAAGGUUAAGCACAAAAAUGAGAUCGAAGAGUUAUUGGUUAAGAAAGGAAGUGAUUUUAAGCAACUAAGAUUGCAGUUUGAAGAAGCGUUCAACGAGAAAGAAGAAAUUUUGGAGAAUCUAAGAGACAGGGUCAGGACUUUGAGUGAGCAAGUAGAGAAAAAGUUCCAAGAAAAUAAUAAUUUGAUAUCAGAGAAAGAGAAACUUGUUGAACAAGGCAUAAAGAUGGACCUACUGAACGAAAAAUUGAAAGUAAGCAUUGAUUCAUUGUUGAAUUCUGUUUUUGAAAUGAGAAACAUGGAUGGACAAAGAUCUGUACCAGAGAAAUCUUCGACACAGAGCGAAAAUAUUGAGGAGGGGCUAGAUGGCAAAGAAAUUAGGGUUGAAUAUCAGUCGAGAGAAAGAGGUGAUAUGGAUUUCAUUCAUACAAUUGCUGAAGCCAAGACUGUUGUUGACAAUCACUUGCGAGCUGCAAAGAAAGAAGCCGAUUUUAUUCAAGUUGAUAUGCAAGAAUAUAGUGAAUUAGAAGAAACACUCACGAAUCUUACACUAGAAAAUGAACGAUUACGGGAAGUUGUUUCUGAGAAAUCAAUGAAAGAGGAAGAGGAAGAAAAGGAUCAGAAUAUCAGAAAGGUUGAAAAGGAAUAUCAAGACGAUGACUCUGGCCUGCAGUCUCUAGCCAUGGAAUCUACUGGCGCCCAACGUGUACACACCGGCUUGGAUUCAGAGUUGAGCAAAGCAGACUAUCAAGAGGAAGAGUCAGAUUUAAGAACUAUUUCUGAGGAUAUUAUAAUGCCAACAUCAUCAUAUCUGGAAGAAGGUGGAAAUUCAGAAUUGGCUGAGCCGCAAGACAUACUCGCUUUGAAGGAGCAGAUUGCUCUGCUGAUGUCAGAAAAAGAAAAGGCUCGUAGUGACCUCCGCAGCGUCGAAGAACGUGUUAGAAGCGAGUUUGAUGACAUCUUACAAAACUUGCGUGAAGAUUUACAAAAUGCCAUGAAUGAAAACAGAACGAUAAUGGCGGAAAAUUUUAUGCUGAAAAAUGUGGACACUAGCAGUAAAAAGUCAGGCGCAGUGGCUGAAAGAGGAUACGACAGUCGUGUACAACUUGAUGUCGGUUCGCAGACAGCUGAAAACACGGUGAAGUCUAUUCAGAGUGCUGCAAUGGCACCUUCCCAAGAGGCCUCGGCUCAAACUGACGUCAGUUUUGUUUAUCAGCCUGCGGAGGACUUGAAACACAGUGGAACUUCAACCGAUGAACGGAUUAAGAGGUAUAGUAGCUCAGAAAGACUUCCAGAAGUUGUGGAAGAUUCACUAUACAGCAAGAUGGUGUUUGAGCAGCUGCAAACAUUCUCAGAUAGUGCUCUGGAAGGAGAAGGGUUCGCAGGCCACAGCAAGCUUGAGUUAAGGCUUGGAGAAGAUGCUGAAGAUGGGGACAAGUCGACAAGUAUUUCUGAUUUGCAAACAGAGAUUGAGACUCUGAAUACACAACUGGAUCAAAGCAAGAAGCUCAUCGUUAAGUUGAAGCAGAUGGCAAAGAAGUACAAGACGGAGCUCAGUGAAGUACAGGCUGAGAAGUUCGAGCAGGUUCGUGUUUACGAAGAGGCGAUAAAUCUCACAAAGCAAGAACUGGAGGAGUCGAAUCUAGAAAAGGUGAGAAAGGAGCAAGAGAUCAGGAGUUUAAGAGAGGAGGUUAGGGUUCUGGUCAAGGAAAAAGCUGAGAUGGGGGACUCGAUCAAGUCAAGAAUAGAGGGAAUGGUGGAUGGCCAUAGGAAAACACUGUCUGAUGUAGCGGUGAAGAAUGACCAAGAAUUUGCGAAAAAAGAUGAAGUAAUCAGGGUCUUGUAUAACUUAAGAGAUAAUCACGAAAAGAAGAUAGAGGAUCUUGAAGGCCAGCUACUUCAAAUGACCGAGACAAAAGAAGGGCUAGUUAAGUUAAACGCUGAUUUGAAGAAUAAAUCCAAUGAGAAAGACACUGAACUGAAACAUCAACUCGAAUUAUUAAAUGAGAGUGAGGCGCAAUGUGUACACUUGGAGUCGAGGCUGCAUGCUGCUGAAAAUGAAGUGUUGAGACUGAAAACGAGACUUGACGUGGAGAAAACAGAUGCUGCUAUUGACAAUGCAAGAUUCGACGAUCAAGUGUUGUCCGACUGUGUUGAAGAACUAGAAAGGAGCAAGGUCGAGCUUGAAGAAGCCUUUGAAUUGAUCAGAGCAAUGGAGAUACGUCAGACUGAACUUGAAGAGAAUUACGAAGCUGAAAUCGGAGAGCUCAGUAAUGUUAUUGAAGCCCACGAAGAAACGAUCGCGGAAACGGGCAAGGAGAAGUUGGAGAUUGAGAAAUCGAUGCAAGAAAUGCGAGAGGAAGUUCAGCGAGUUGUUGAAGAAAAGGAUAGCAUUGUAGAAAAUUUAAGAAACGAGAAAAAUAGAGUUUUAGAAGAUAAUGAACUGAAGUUUAAUGAAAAGAUCGAAAUGAGUCAAAGCAGCAUUGUUGACUGUCAGGAAGAAAUAACCAAUCUUAGGAAUAAGGUUGACUCACAAAAUGAAGAAAUCGAGGUUUACAAAGCUAGAGUUAAGGAAAGUGAAGACAUGGCAAAAAGUUUCUCAGAAGCGAACGAAAAUUUACAGGCAUCAUUAGCGAAUAUUCAGUUCGAACUUGAAGAGGCGAUACAAAAUAAGAACCUAGUUGAAGACAAACUGGCAUUUUUUGAGCAUCAGGUUGAAGGGAUGAGAAAUGAACACGAAAACCAGGUAAGCAGGCAUCAGUUUGAACUGGAUCAGGCAACAAUUGCUGUUGAAGCAUUGCGUAGAGGUAUAGCUGAGAGAGACCAGGUAAUAGCGGGCUUUGGAAACGAUAUACAUGUGCUUAAAGAUGACUUGAUCAAGAAUAAAAAGAAAUCAAAGCGUCUAAAACGGGAUUUAGAGACAGCGAAGCGAUCAAGUCAAGAGUUAUCCGCUGGAAUUAGAGUUGAAAUGGAGAAAGUCGUUGAUGAGAUGCACCAGGAAAAAGCUAAUCUUUAUUCAGAUAUGCUGUCUAAGGAAAGAGAACUGCAAGAGGCCCGUAUUCAUACGGAUCAGUUAAUGAAAGAGAAGGAGCAUUGGAAUAUAAGGCCUAGAGAAAUAGAGUUGUUAACUGGGAGCUCUGGUACAGAAAAACCAAUGGGUGAUACCGAGCGACUGAGCUUGCAAGUUAAUCAGCUGAUGCGUGAAAAGGAAAAGGUAAUUGAUAAUUUUGAGUCAAAAGUCUCACAACUGAAGGAUGACUUAUUCGCCAUGGAGAAGGUUAAAAGAGGGGGUGACUUAAAGAUUGCUGAACUGACUGCUAAACUAGAUCACCUACAGCAGAAAGGAGGUUUGGCUGAGACAUCAGAACAACAGGAAAAACUACAGGAUUACAGUACCAAAGUAAAAAGUGUUAAAGGAGAUUUUGAAGAGCUGAAGAAAGAAGCCAGUGGGUUCGCUGAUGCAUCUAAGCUUAUGCUUGGUCAACUGCAGAAUGAACUCACAGGGAUGAUUUUAACAGCCGCACAAAAACAAAAUGCAGAACAAGGAAUUCUUCCAUCACCAAUGGCACCGUUAAGCCCUACAGUCGAUAUAGAUGCAAGAAGUUUAUCGCCUAUAGACAGAUUGGGUGAAGAUAACGGCGAGCUGGAAGAAGCAAGGGAACAAAUAGUGAUGCUUGAGGACUCCCUUCGAACAUGGAAAGAGAGGUGUGUUGAUCUCGAAGACCAACUCAAGCAGCAAGGUCUGUUGGAAGAGGAACCAUUCCCUGGUAGAAGAGGAAGUCGUGAGUUUUUAAUCAACAUAGACGAUGAAGGGCCUAGUAUUGAAUCUGCACGACCAGUUUCUGGUGCAAGCGCUCAACGAUUAAUGAAAUACAGUUCAUCUGGAAUGCGAUUCAAAACCAGAGCAAGAUCAUUAUUAUCCAGUUUCCUUGGGAGGCAAAGGGGGAUGCUUCCUGUUAGGAGAUUAUUGCUAAUGGCAUACCUUUUGGCUAUCCAUGUUUUUGCAUUUAUGUCAAUAUACGGAUUUCUAACGUGAUAGCUUAUAGAAAGAAUUUAGAUAAUUUUCAAUUCUCAAACUAGAAAAUGCAAAAUAGUAUAGAAAUUAGAUUAUUUAAAGUCGUAAAGAUUAUCGAUUAACUAAAGAAACUGCUGUUAGUAACUUAAAACAAAUAAUAGGGAUUAGUGAGUAAAACGGUAAAUUUUACAUAUUGGCAAUAGCCAUGAAAUUUAUAGAAUUAAA